Messenger RNA from Ogataea philodendri, 348 nucleotides. RefSeq lists its product as uncharacterized. NCBI's taxonomy places the organism in Eukaryota, Fungi, Ascomycota, Pichiomycetes, Pichiales, Pichiaceae. The record is from RefSeq and is a predicted model, not a curated record. The coding region runs from base 1 to 348 and encodes 115 amino acids. The transcript has a single exon.
AUGAGGUAUGGGAAAUCGAAGUUGGCAAUGUUGUACCCAAUAAUAACGUCCGGAUCCACUUUGACGAUAAACUCUUUCCAUUUGAGCAACAUCUCGGUUUCCGACUCAUACGAAAACGUCUCCGAACCAACAAUUGGAGCACACGACUUCACCGUGAACACAUUACGAACAAACGGCAAAGACUCACCCGCCGUGGCCACCACGUUGGCGAUCUGGAUCACUGGGUCGUGCUCUGCUUCAGGGAAAAUACCUUUUCUUCCGGCACAUUCAAUGUCAAACGACAAAAUACGCAACGGAGCCAUGCUGAGGUAUUUACCCUCAGAUGAAUGCGAAAUGAGAUCUGUAUAG